This is a messenger RNA of Thelazia callipaeda (thelaziosis nematode), 477 nucleotides long. Lineage: Eukaryota; Metazoa; Nematoda; Chromadorea; Rhabditida; Thelaziidae. The record is from the annotation of a GenBank genome assembly.
AUGAUAAAAAGUGACGAAUGUAUUAUUCGUAAACUGGUGGCGGAUGGAGAUGGUAGUGGUGACGACCGCAGAUUUGUAACUAUUCUCACUUUACUGUUUAAACUUAUGAAGGAACCAGAAUUAGCGCAAAGCCUUUUACCUCGUAUUUUGAAAAUGUUAGAUGCAACAGAAAUUGCUAUGCAGAAGCAAGUAUCAAUUGGUUCAAUGAAUAAACAGCAAAUCGAAAACUACAUUGCGAUGGUUAAGAAAAUUGAUGAUGAUUUAUUAAAAGCAAAUGAUUCUUUGCUUGCUGCAAAAAAGGAGUUAUCCGUUGUUAAAGGCAUGCGAAGAAAUAAAGAAGAAUACGAAAUGAUGGCAAAAAUUAUUGAAAAGAUACCAUCUAGAUCAGAAACUAAUAAGUACUAUGAAGAGAACAAUGAAUCAACAAACGAAGGUCUCGUUCGCACAGAAUUUGACACUAAAAAAGAGAAGGCGUGA